AUGCGUCAGAAUGGAUGAUGGCGCGGUUUCUCGCGACAUAAACUUUGAUCCGCGUGAGUUUGUAACAAUAAAGCCACUUCCAAGUACCAGGCCGUCGGGAGAAAAGUUACAAGCGCGGAGCAAGACCGUAUAUGUCACCUGCCAUGACAAACAGGUGUUUUGGGAGAACUACCGCCGCAGACAGCGACAGCUGAACCGACAGGGCUACUGGGCAGCGCCCUGGAGAUCCUACGAGGAAGUUGGAGAACCUUUGUAUUUGGAACCCAAAAAACUGAUCCUUUCUUCGCUGGGACAGCUUGACGAGGCACUCCAAGAGACGCCCGUGUCAUCUAAGACGGGGCCUGUGAGCUCCUCCGCCAACCUCGUCUCCACACAUGCAUUGAUGAGCUCGUCAUUUCAUGUCCCACAGACCCGAAGUAGAGAAGAUAUUGUCAACCUUAAGCAACACCUGGCACAAACAAGGAGACUCCUGCGGGCAGUCAGACAGGGCAGAGGCUACUUUCAGCUGCUGGAGAAGGAGGCGCAGGAGGCCAAGGGGCAGGAGACGCAGGGAGCCCCAGGACCUCAACCCCCCGGCCUGUCCUCGGACAGCGACACAGACUCAGAGAGCCCUGUGUCGUCUGGUCUCAGCUGGCCUCAGUCUCAGACAUCCAGCAGAGGGAGAUGCAGGACCCAAUCAGCACGCCCCUUCACCCCCAUACACCGCUCACUCAUGGCCCCGCAGCUGCACCAGGUCCCACCGGAGUCCGUGUUUCGCCAGCUGUGCUGUCUGAACUGGCUUCUGGAGGCCCUGACGCUGGGGCGCAUGGGCCGAGCUGCACCAGUCUCAUCCUGCUGGGACCCUAAGGAUCCAGGGGAAAGUAAGGCUGCCAUCAAGGCCCUGACCAAGGAGAAAGCCAUCCAGGCCAAGUGGGAGCAGUUCAUCAGUGUGCCAAAGACUCCAUGCAGGCUCCCCAGCAGGCCAUCUCGCGCCUCCUCUGGCUGCUCUUACCUGCAGAAAGCGCCCAGCCAGAGUCGGGCCUCCUCCUCCCUGGCCAUCACUCCCACCCUGGGCAGCCUGACGUGUCUGGCCCCUGGGGCGGAUGGGGCAGGAGGAUUUGCAGUGACCAGUGAGGAGACAGACCAGCAGAGUGUUGCAGGGUCCGACGCCGAACCCCCAGUCUCAGAGUACCUGCAGAAGCUUCUGGAAGAGGUUUACCAGAGUGUUGCCAAAGAUCUCUAUGGCCCGGGGACAAAGACUGUUGGAGACUUUGUUUGGAAAAGCAAACUAAAAUCAGCGUCUGCAAACAAUAUCACCUCUGGUAGACAAGAUCCUACUGUGGGGUUCAAGAGGGAGACUCCACGACCAAAGAGUUGCCCCGCCGGACAGCUCUCGGCCACCACGCGGUUUAUCAACAGGAAAUCCUCCAGGUUGGACGAGCUGAGGACUUCCUUUGAGGAGCGUGCAGAGGAGCUGGCCCAGACUUUCAGCGACUGUCUGGAGGCCAAGUCCAAGCUGCUGGUGCUGUUGCGUAAUCUCGCUGCGGCGGCCGAGCGAAACAGGAAGUUGGCGCGGGUGCUAGAGAAGCUGCAGCGCUUUGCCGAUGAGCGCCGUCUCAGGGUGCGUCCCCAGGUCUUCCUCAAAGUCUUGGGCACCCUGCAGCCGUGGGAGCUGUGCCUCCCGGACCUGUGUGUGGCCAUAGAGGUGGUGCGGGAGCAUGCGGUGAAGAUGAGCAGGGAGGACUACGACGCCUGGCUACUCAGAAGGACAUGGGCCCCGGGAGGCCAAGAGCACAGCUAAUAUCUCAUGAUCACACACACACACACUCACUCACUCACUCACUCACUCACACACACACACACACACACACAAACAUACAAGGUACAUACAUACACCCACCCACAAAGUAUAUAGACACAUACAAAUGCACACAUGCACACAAAUGGAUAGAUAUAACAGAUAGAGCCUUCCAUCUGUGAAAACUUUGUCUGUUGCACAUGAAAGCUUACAAUACGAUACGGACAAAACAAAUCAACGUCUGAAAUGGACGGAUCCAUUUCCGUACAAACAAACAGGAAACUUAAAUGAGGCACACACACACCCUGAUUUGACAUUGCAGGGCUUGUUGGGCCUAUUGUGUGUCUCCCAGGUGCUAUUGUGUGUGUCUGAGUGCUUUUGACACACAGGUAUCUCUCCCCUUGACUAAGUUACUGAGAAACAGGUGUCCCCGCCCUAACUGUAUUCUCUGGAAGAGACCUGGACCUGUUCUGGUCCCAGAACUGAUCCUAGGUCAGCAUAUCUAUCCAACAUAGAAUUACUACAGCACCAGGGACAUUAUAUAGACAAAUUAACAAAAGUUACAUUUCUCAAAUUUAAACUGAACCUUAAAAUGAAACAUAUUCCCUGGGGAUAUCCACAGGCAGGCAGGAGGUAGAUAUUCAGCUGGAUUAGUUUGCAUGACAAGCUUUGAGGAUCAUCCUCUGACCUCUCCUUCGGCCACAUUUAUUUUCACUACACUGAAAACUCUACUCUGUCUGUUGCUAGGCAGAUUACACAGCAGCAGACUUGAACAUUGAAACUGUUGAAACUCAGUCAUACAGACAUUGAUAAAGAACUAGUUGUGAUGUUGAAUCUGUUUCGUGAUGGAGACGUAUUUAAUCACACCAAAGACUAUUGUAGUCACUAGUGAUGGAAAGGAAAAUAUGCAGCCUAUGGUAUGACGCAAUCAUGCCCACACAAUGCAUUUGUAUUGUGUUUUUAAAACAGUCCAAAACGUUUCGCAUGUCUAGAUCAGACUGCAAAAUAGGGGUCAUUAGCAGUGUACGCACAUGUGCACCUUUGUCUGCGUUUUGUUUUCAUCAUCACACUUGGGCUGCCUCAGCAGAUUUGGACUUUCUUGCAGCACUAGCUAGUAGGUGUCUUAUCCCCAAUGAUAAGCCAUCCUGGAGACGGGAGAGACGGGAGAGACGGGGGAGGGGGUGGGGCGGGGGCUGCAGACUUCUGGAACCGUUGGGGUCAAAAGGCGGCCUGAUACCCAGCCUGGAUAAGUCGUUUAACCUGAUGAUGGGGGUGGCGGUGGAAAACAAAGGGGUUCCGGGUGGUUCUGCUGGGUGGAGUCUAUAAAUACCUUGAAUUCCUCUUUGUCUCUGGCAGAAGCUUGUGUGAAAUGUCUCAGAUCCCUGUCCUAAAAUUCAAUUUGUUUAGGGUAAGAAAAAUAAAUAGAUCAAAACUU
Molecule: messenger RNA, 3212 nt
Organism: Alosa sapidissima (American shad)
Lineage: Eukaryota; Metazoa; Chordata; Actinopteri; Clupeiformes; Clupeidae
Product: coiled-coil domain-containing protein 60-like
Exons: 13
Coding region: 11-1780 (589 amino acids)
Source: RefSeq, a predicted model, not a curated record